Molecule: messenger RNA, 1712 nt
Organism: Ooceraea biroi (clonal raider ant)
Lineage: Eukaryota; Metazoa; Arthropoda; Insecta; Hymenoptera; Formicidae
Product: neurotrimin
Biological process (GO): synapse organization; homophilic cell-cell adhesion
Cellular component (GO): axon; plasma membrane; neuronal cell body
Molecular function (GO): axon guidance receptor activity; protein binding
Source: RefSeq, a predicted model, not a curated record
CGUGUGUUAAAAUCGUACGGAACACGAAUCACAUCUUAAAGCGAGAUCUCUCAGUGCCUCGCGAAGGGCCGAACAAACCACAUGUGCGAGAGGGAAGGAGUUUCGUGUGUGGACAAUCUUAGUAUAACGUGUGUGUAAUUACGAGAGAUGAUGUCGUUUGUUUGGAUAUUUUACAUCUGCAUGAUUGGCGCUCAAGCCAUGGCGAACCGUGGCUUCCGAAGCUACCCGACGAAGGUGAAAAUCUACGAGCACGAGUCGGUUUUGCUGCCUUGUUACGUGGAGGAUCAGGGCGCGCAAACUAGGGUGAGAUGGUGGCGAGAGGAGAUCCUCCUGGCUGACAGCUUUGAGCAGGAGCUGCAGUCGUCCGAAAGAAUCACCCUGUAUAGCAACGGCAGCCUGCGGGUCCACCACGUGCAGAGGGAGGAUAGCGGGGAGUAUGUAUGCCAGGCGAUCCGACCCUCUCCUUGGGGACACGUUACGCAAGUACACGAGAUCGAAGUGAUGUAUUCACCGAGCGUGAAGACGAUUCCAGCAUCUGGCGAGUUAGAGAUCAAUCUCGGGGAAACGGUGGACAUGCAAUGCGUGACGAAGGGUGUACCGGCCCCUGUCAUAAGUUGGAGGACGAAGGAUGGAGAAAUCCCGUUAUUGGAUGUCAGACCGCAAUUGAGAUUUCACGCUGACAAUCGGAAUCUUUCCGGUAGGUACACUUGCGUCGCUACUAAUGGAGUCGGCGAUCCCGCCGUGGCGCAUAUAGACCUGCGUAUUAGAUACAAACCAGAAAUUUACGUGAAGAAGCCAUGGGUGCACGCCUAUCCGGGAAUACGAGUACAAUUGGAAUGCACGGUAACCGCUUUUCCUGAGGCAAAGGUUGAAUGGUAUUUCAAAAACGAGACGAUGAAAUACACAUCGCGGAUAGUGAAGCAUAACGUCGGGAACGAUCACAGUCUCUUGAUAAGGAAUGUAAAGGCGACCGAUUACGGUUCCUAUCUCUGCAGAGCAUCAAACUCGUUAGGAAUCACCGAGAAGAUCGUCGAGCUAUCGGAGCUUGCAAAUCCAGCGAUUUUCAAAAAAGAAUCGCGUAGCACGUCCGGCACGUCAUACAACUUCAUUUGGGAGGUCGACAGUUACAGCCCCAUUAUCGAAUACCAGUUUUGGUUUCGUAAAUACAGGAGAGGGGGUGGUGGCGAAUGGCAUAAAUUGUAUAUACCUGGCGAUAGCGACGCUGUCAGCCCCGUGCACACUCGUUCUUUCAACCUAACGGGCCUGGACACGGCAACCCAUUACGAGGCCGUCGUUUUGUCCAGAAAUCGUUACGGAUGGAGCCAUCCUUCAGAAAUACUGCGUUUCCACACCGAAGCCAUCAAUUCCAAUGAAAAUUUCAAGUUGGACGGUGACGAGGAACAAAACAAAGUUGCAGUUAUACAACUCGCAUCUAUGUCGCAGCAUUAUCCUUUGGCAACAGAUGCAAAUGGGUCAGCGUAUAAUAGAGUGACGGUUUUAUCAUUGAUCUUAAGUAGCCUUUGUAUUCUCAUUAUAACAAAUGGCAAUAGAUAUUAAAUAAUAUUGUACAAAAUACAAAAAGAAAUAAUGUAAAGUCAGCUGUUGUAAUUUAUGCGCAUAUAUAAUUAUUGUUAAAAUUGCCAUUGUUCGUCAUUAUAAUUGCGUAUCGCAUCCAUCAAUCAUCCUGAUGAAUAAAGAUAUUAUAUGAUCAU